UAAUUAAAAUCAAUAUAAAUUAGAAUGUUUUGCUUAAAAAAACUGUGUGCAGUUUGUAAUACGAACUCAACAUGAAGAUCGCUGGGGUAUUUCUGUUCCUUGCCUUAACCGGCGUUAGUGCCCAAAUCGGUCUUCUAAAAACGGCUCUCCGAGUAAAAUGGGGCAUCCCGCUGGUAGACAAAGAGUUCUUCAUCGACAUCCCCCGCGAAGAGGCCGACAUCAAGAAGGAGGGGUGGGCCCAGGUCGACAGGCCCGACACGCACUUGCCCAGCCUCAAGCUGUACUGUCCCGACGGGGACUACACUGUGUGCACGAUGUACGAUGACACUGGCUUUAUCGCCGGCAUACAGGUCGCUAUGCAAGUGAACAAGCUGAAGAAAAACCCGACCCCCAUGGACCGCCUCGGCUUCCUCAAGUGGACGGCUCCGGACGGCUUCGAGUACUGGACCAACCAGCAAUACUUCAUCUCUGAAGAAUCUCUGAACAAGAGCGCACUGGAGCGCGUUGCCGCCCGCUCUGAAGACACGCUACAAGAGGGCGCCGUGUGGGUGCGCGACCUGGACGGCUCACUGCUGCGCGUGGCCAACACGCAGAGCGGCAUCCAGCAGCAGGGCGUGUUCGAGAAGCAGGCCUGCAUCGUGUCUAUGGGCGACCACUACUACAAGAACCUGAAACAAGACGACACGUGCGACGCCAUCUACCCAUGGUUCAUGACCGUGAACGACGGCAACCUGGUGGCCUCGGGGAUGCUCAUCAUCGGGGAGCUGCCGGAGGUGCCUGAGGGGAUGCGCGUGUGGUUCGAACAUCCUUCUGUGUCGGUUGUGAAGACAAUCGUGGACAAGGGCCCGCAGUGCCUGUUCGACCUGGUGGAGGAGGUCGGCGGCUACACCAUGCACAUCUACUACGGGAAGCACCCCUACCUCAUCUUCUGCUGA
Molecule: messenger RNA, 935 nt
Organism: Plutella xylostella (diamondback moth)
Lineage: Eukaryota; Metazoa; Arthropoda; Insecta; Lepidoptera; Plutellidae
Source: RefSeq, a predicted model, not a curated record